Messenger RNA from Anisakis simplex (herring worm), 639 nucleotides. NCBI's taxonomy places the organism in Eukaryota, Metazoa, Nematoda, Chromadorea, Rhabditida, Anisakidae. The record is from the annotation of a GenBank genome assembly.
AUGAGAUUAGGUAUUCUAUUGAUUCUUACGGCUAUUUCAAAUGCAUUUGUUUGUGCAUUUCCAGAAGGAUUCUUUGCUAAGCUAACGAAUUUCUUCCGUCGCAAGCCAACUUCAUCUCCAUCCGAUGAAAUAACAACCACGUAUCGACAUUAUUCGUCACCUGAUGAAGACAUAUUCGAUGCUCACGCAGAGAGAGUCUCACAAGCGUCAUGUCAAAAUGGUGAAGUUUAUGUUGAUGAAGCUGGAACGUGUAUGGCAGUGCAGUACCCCGGUCAGCCAUGCCAAUACUCAAAACAAUGUGAUGCAGUAGAAGACGGAUCGUUUUGUUCACGAUUACGAUGUGAAUGUGCGAGUGGAAUGCAGAUCAGUGGAAGGUCAUGCGUAUACUCGAAUCAAAACUGUCAAGAAAAAGGGUUGAUCUGGAUCGAGGAAGUUGGUGAAUGCAAACGAGCCAUUCCACCGGGAUCAACGGGAUGCAGUCAUUCAUCACAAUGCGCAUCAGUGUUCAAAGGUUCAUCAUGUUAUCGACAAACCUGCAAUUGCCCAUCGCCUUUAUUUCCAGUAAAUGGGACUUGUGGACCGUUAUGCCCACCGCAACAAACAUUUUCAUCUGUUACGGGCGAAUGUCUUCCAAGUUAG